This is a messenger RNA of Peniophora sp. CBMAI 1063, 372 nucleotides long. NCBI's taxonomy places the organism in Eukaryota, Fungi, Basidiomycota, Agaricomycetes, Russulales, Peniophoraceae. The record is from the annotation of a GenBank genome assembly.
AUGCGUGCCUUCACCGCUCUUUUCUCCAUCGCCACUUUGGCUCUCGGCGUCAUCGCCACUCCUUCCCCUGAGGCGGAGAGCAGCUACGAGCUCGUCAAACGCAACUGCGGUGGCGGUAGUGUUCAGUGCUGCAACAGCGUUCAAUCAUCCAGUAGCACGAACUUCACCCGCAACACCUACUUCUACCUCCUUUUCCUCGGCUUCACCCCCGCUCAAAUUGUUGCGCUUCAACAGGCCCAGGCGAGCAACAACGGCGUGGCCGUUGUUUGCUCGGGCUCUGGCAGCGUGUCAUGCAACCAGCAGAACGUCUGCUGCAACGGCAGCCACUUCAGCGGCCUGAACGUUCAGGCUUGCAACGCGGUCAACGCUUGA